AUGCACUGCAAUUGGCUGUUAAGACUAGCUGUGGCUGUGCUGCUGCUGCUGCAGCUGCCGAGCGGCGAGGCGAGGCGACGUCAUCGGGCGCAUAAGGUGACGUUGAACAGGGAGACGAAGAGGGAGGAUCGAUUUUCAUUACUUCAAUUCGAGAUCCCAGCACUGCGAGCCAAACUAAGGAUUAAGACGAAGCCAACUCUGCUACGAGUGAUGGCAACGCAAAACGGGAAAGAAGAGAGCUUAGUGAAACUGCCUCUGACCAAUGCCUACAACACGGAAUACUUUGGCAACAUCAAUAUCGGCAGCAAUCAGACCUUCAAGAUACUCUUCGACACGGGCUCCUCGAAUCUGUGGAUACCCUCGGUCCAGUGUCCAGCCGAUAGCUGCUUGCAUCUGCAGCGCUACAACAACAGCCUCUCGAGCAGCUACCAGGCCAAUGGCAGCGCGUUUCAAAUCCAAUAUGCCACGCGAAACAAUCAGCCAACCAUACUGAAGGGUUUCCUGUCCACGGACACUGUGGAAUUAGCUGGGCUUGUUAUCAGGAAUCAAACGUUUGCGGAGAUCACAUCGCUGCCGCCGAACGUCUUCAAGAAGUCCAACUUCGAUGGCAUCUUCGGACUGGGCUUCAAAGAGAUCUCGAUCGAUGGCGUCGUCCCGCCCAUGUACAACAUCAUCGAGCAGGAGCUGAUUGCCCAGCCCACCUUUUCUUUCUACCUGAAUCGCGAUAAUAAUGGCACCAUCGACCAGGAGGGAGGCAAACUCUUGCUGGGUCCAAGUGAUCCCACGUUGUACAGCGGUUGCAUGACCUAUGUGCCGCUCUCCAAGAUCGGCUACUGGCAGUUCACUGUGGCCAGAAUCGAGCUGGGCGACAAUCUGCUCUGCAGCAAGUGCGAUGCCAUUGUCGAUGUGGGCACCUCGCUGAUUGUGGCGCCACCGGCGGUGCUGAAGAGCAUUAAUGCCCAGCUUGGCCUGACCGAGGCCGAUAAGCGCGAGGGCGUCUAUACCUUGCCCUGCUCUCGUGUUGCCACGCUGCCCAAGCUCACCUUCAACAUCGGACGACGCGAUUUCGUUUUAUCGCCAUCCGAUUACAUUGUCAGAUUCAAGAACGUCUGCGUCUCCGGCUUCACCAGCCUGGACGAUGGCAGCGCCGAGCUCAAGGACGACAACGGUAACGACUAUGGCAACAUAUGGGUGCUCGGCGAUGUCUUCAUGGGUCCCUUCUACAUGGAGUUCGACAUGGAGUACAAACGCAUUGGCAUUGCACCUAAAGUAUAGACUUU
This is a messenger RNA of Drosophila hydei, 1280 nucleotides long. RefSeq names its product lysosomal aspartic protease-like. Lineage: Eukaryota; Metazoa; Arthropoda; Insecta; Diptera; Drosophilidae. The transcript has a single exon. Gene Ontology annotation, molecular function: aspartic-type endopeptidase activity. Gene Ontology annotation, biological process: cell death; proteolysis. The coding region runs from base 1 to 1275 and encodes 424 amino acids. Gene Ontology annotation, cellular component: lysosome. The record is from RefSeq and is a predicted model, not a curated record.